Molecule: messenger RNA, 37113 nt
Organism: Spirodela intermedia
Lineage: Eukaryota; Viridiplantae; Streptophyta; Magnoliopsida; Alismatales; Araceae
Source: the annotation of a GenBank genome assembly
AUGUCUCGGGUGGAAGCCAACUGGGAGCGGUUGGUGAGAGCAGCAUUGAGAUGGGAGCGGGCGGGAAUAGAUGCCGUAGGAAGGCCCGUAAGUGGAAUUGCUGGAUACGUCCCAUCCUCAUUGGGAAACAACUUGCACAUAGACGAGAUACUAAGAGCGGCCGACGAAAUUCAAGAAGAAGAACCUAGCAUAUCUAGGAUUCGUAAGUACCGCCAAUCUAUAUUUUGGCAUGCUUUGGAUCUUAGAUAUACUCCACGUGCGCUUAAGACUAGCUUGUACUUCCGAAAAUUCUUUUCAUCUACUUUGCAUGUACAAAGUCGAGAGCUUUCCUGCUGGUGACUUUGAUUGUCACUUUUCUCCAAUUGACAGCAUGUAAACGUCAAGCAGUGAAUUUUUUUAGAGUAAUUGAGACAUACUCCUAGUUUUGCCUUUCAAUCUGAAAUUAUUGUGCUGUGCAUGGGUAAUUAUUUGGAGUUUCUGGAAAAGUAGGAAAGGUAAGAAAUAAGUGAUAUUUUAAAACCCCUAGCCCCAGUGGGGUGGUGAUAGGUAUCCGUUUAUUGAUCGUAAAAAUAAUUUUUUUGAAAGAUGUUAAUUAUACCACAAAGCAAUAUAGGCUUUUUGAACUAUUUAUGGUAAUAAAGGAGGAGACUACCUGUUGCAUCAAUUUCUUAGCUAUCAUUUCUUUACCUAUGGUCUUUCCAUGUUCUAUGGUUAUUAAAAUGUGAAUUGUAGUUUGGCUUCAUUAAUCAACAUCGUCCAUCUCUGAUUCUGAGUUGGGAUUGAGCUGAGCAUUACCCAUCAAAUAAUUGUUCCUAUGAGUUGAUAAGGAUAACGGAUGGAUUAGUUUGUAAGUGAUUAGCAUGACAUUUGGUUAAAUCAAAAGGCUUGGGGUAGAAUCCUCGGGGAUGUGUGUUCCUGAGAAGAUUUUUGUUGUCAAUUGUUGGAAGCUGAAGUAAUGGAUGCUUUGAUUGUUUCGUAAUGACGGAAAGAGUGAAAAUUCUAAUGGUUGAUUGCAAAUCCUAAAAUGAAAAGUGCUUUGAUUUUAUCAUAUUUUUAUCCGGGAAAAAAACGAAUGAUUGGUCCCAAACGGGAGGUGCGACUUUGAUGCAUAUUUCCUGAUUUUGGGCAACUUGGACUGAUCGAAUUGGUUCUUUGCAGAUCCAAUCCCUGGCGCUUAUCAGGAUUAGUUUGUCAUGUAGUUGAGCUAGUUGAAAAUGAAAGCUAUAUUUCGAGAGUUUUGAGGACUGGGUUGUAAGUUUUGGAGGCAAAGUUUUGCUGCCAGUUGCAACAAAUGCCGUAGACUCUCCUGAUUCUUUCUUACCACGUGUCAACUUUUUGAUGCUACCUCUACUUGGUUACUCUUUUUCUGUCCGUUGUUCCUACAUCCAUACUGCAUCAAACUAAAAAAGUCCGUUCAACAAACGUUUAGACAGUUUUUCUUUUUGUGUAAAUGAUGUGUGAAAAUCUUUGGCUGCAUUACAUAAUUUGCCUAAGUUUUCUCUUAGUGAUAGUUUUGACAGUUUUUUUGUGCAAAUGAUGUGUGAAUUUUUUCGACUGCAUUACAUAAUUUUCCUAACUUUUCUCUUCUUGAUAUUUUUUUUCUAGCUAAUUUUCGAAAUACUCGCAUUUAUCUUUUAGAUUCCUUUACCUGCUUUCUCCAGUUGGGGCCUCGCAGAUAAUGAUGUGGGUCCAAUGUCUGAGUGGAUGUGCGCCAUGUUUCUGAACCUUGUCUCUCUGAUAUUAUUGUCUUGCUGUUGAUGAUUUUUCCCGGGAUUUGUCUUUUUUUCAGUAUGUGAGCAUGCAUAUUCCUUAGCUCAGAAUUUGGAUCCUAAUAGUGAGGGCAGAGGUGUCCUACAGUUCAAGACAGGGUUAAUGUCAGUAAUCAAGGUAUGAUUUUUCCUGGGAAAUGGUGAAUCCCUUUAAUCUUUCUGUGAGGUGCUUCAUGAAUGUUGCAUUAGUUUUACCUAUGUGUGAUGGAUUUAUGUAAAAGCCUAUUAGUACAUUGGUAUUUGAUUUUACUUUUUAGAGUCAUUUGCAGGGUUCUUCCCUGAAAUUCCCUUUUCGAGUUCUUUGAUCUGAUUCAUUCUUGAAAAUCAUUGGUUAACUAACUGUAGCAAAAACUUGCAAAAAGAGAUGGUGGGAUCAUAGAUCGUAGUCGAGACAUUGCUCGCUUGCAAGAAUUUUACAAGCAAUACAGAGAGAAACAUAAGGUAGACGAAUUGCGCGAGGAAGAGAUGAAGAUGAGAGAAUCAGCUGUCUUCAGUGGCAACCUUGGAGAGUAUGUUUCUAACUUUAAUCUUGUGAUUAAUUGUAUCUUGUACUUUUAUUCAACAGAACUUCUGUUAAAUCUUUAGAGUUUAAAUUUUUUGGCUAGAAGAUAUUCAUACGUGAGGAAACAAUAUUUCUUUACCGCCGGUUGCACUUAUCCUCUGUGUUUGAUGACAUUUAUACAUACACGCUAUGUUCAGUCAUUCACUGUAUGCUGCACCAUAUUACACCUUUAAACGUUGCAUUGCUUUUGAUGGAUCACUGUAUGUGGUUUAGACUUUUUCCUACUCGAAUUGCUUAGUUCUUGAAAAUUUCACAGGAUAUUCUCUGUGCUUAUUUUUCAACUCAUCUUAUCCGCAAUUUGUGUUUUCAAUGCUUUUACGUUUUAAUAUUUGGUGGUUAUCCCUAGCUGUAUUGCGAGCUAUUAUAAGAGAAGGGUGAAAUGAAACACUGAGAAUUUGGCAAGAAAGAAAAUAGAAGCUUAAAUUAUAAUUUGUGUGAAAGUGUAUAGAACGGGGGCUUUGAUUCUUGUUAAAUAAGAGAGAACGCAUGGUCAAUACCGAUAUUUCAAGAAAUAGCAAAUCGGGCUUUUAAUGAGGGUCAAUCCUUCUGUAGGAAAAUUCUACGAAAGAAGCAAGCCAACCCUUUAAGGCAGGCGAAUCAACUAAAAAGCCACUUUAAAAUAGCUACUUCCUCUUUUUAACAAGGGAUAAUCAACCGUAUUAGGAACUCUUGAUAAUUCGAGGGAAACAAAAUUUUUAAGGCAGUGAACUAUCUUUCAUUUUGUUGGAUUUAGGCGUGUCAUCUUGCUCUGCAUCAAUCUGAGCCCCCGUUAGGUGUUGGAACUCUUCUUUGAGUUUACAAUGACCAGAAGAACAACUUCUGAUUGAUGGUGGCUCGUAACUGGAGGGGCAAAGCUAUUGACAGUAGCCUUCGGUACACUUCCACUGCAACAGAAGAGAGAUGUAUCACCACUGUAAUGGAUUUUAAAGAGUGCAUUUGUUCUUUACAUGAUCAGUGACGCCCAGUUGCUUACAGAGCCAUUAUUGUUUGAGACUGAUGUAGCAGACAGAUUCCAGGCAUGGUACCAUUAUUAAGUUUAGCAAUACUGGGUUAUUAGAAAAUGUCUGUAAACUUUUCUCGGAAAUCAGUGGAUCCGCUCAGGAAUAGUUUCUGCUGUGGCAAAUCUAGGACAUCGAAGAUUUCUCCUCUGUAAAGAAGAAACAAUCGAAGUUACAGAGAUGUUCUGUACACGUGGUUUCAGGAAGCACCCACAGGAAAUGAAAAGGAUGCUUCAGGUUGCACUGUUAUUGUGAACUUAAACUUGCUUUUCAUAUCCAGAUUCAGAAACUAGGAAUUUGUGGAUGCUUGGCAUAUGUAGGGCAAUAAUCAUGCCUUAAACAUAAUGAUUUUUCUGUUUGAUUUUUCUUUAUUGCAGCUUGGUCAUAGGAUUUUUGGGUUUUAAUGAGUAUUUUAUAAUAUUAUAUUAAAUAUCAUAAUUUGUAAAACAUCUUGACGAUAUAUGCUAUUUGCUAAGAUGUUCUGAAUGUGGAUAUCUUUUUGUCCCUGCCUUUGUUCACUAAACUAUUACCUGUUGUGGAAACAGGUUGGAGCGUAAGACCAUAAGAAGGAAGAAAAUUUUUACAACUCUGAAGGUGUUAGGGACAGUGGUGGAGGAACUUACAAAGGAAAUAUCUCCUGAGGAAGCUAAAGGGCUGAUAACCGAAGAGGUCUUCUCUUACCUCUUGUGAGAUUUCUUUAUUAAUUUAGCUAAAGAAUGUAUUCUCAUCAAUCUUAAAAUAUUUUAUAAAAUGAUGAGGCCAUUAGAAAAGAAGGCUUGAGAUAUGAAAGAUUGUCUAUCCAAUAUACUGGUGUCUUUUGACAAUACUAGACUCGAUUCAUGAGUUGUGGGCCCUUUGAUCCUUAUUUUGCAAAAUUUAUGCACCCAGUUUGUCAAAUCUCCUUAUCUUCUGGUAGUGGGUAUAUUGGCUGGUUUCAUUGGUUGUCUCCAUCGAAACCAUUCAUGCUAUUUUUUACUGCUUCUAUAUGUUAUUUUGAAGAUCUGUGUUCGUUCGAGUGCCAAAGUGUUUCAUAUUGAACUUGUUUUCAACUAAUUUGACGUUCAUUGCUUUAUAUCUCUAACAUUAAUGUUUUUGCUGUCUCCUAGAUUAUUCCCUCUGUUUUUCUAUGUUCCUCAAUAAUCACUACCUCGUUCUAAUUCUUUCUAAAAUACAAGUAAUCGUGUGCUGUUGUAUUCCUUUUUUUAAUAGAGCUUCAUCUUGUGUUCCAAUAGACACAAGUGAGAAGUUGUUUUUUGAUGUUUCUAGUUGAACUUUUAUGUUCUAUCAAUCUAUUAUGCGCCUCUGCAUUUAGCAUUGGGUAAACCUCAUACAAUGACUGUCCUAGUUCUACCAUACCUUUUGUUUCAUUUCGUUCUUUUAUUGGAUAUAUCAUGACUUGUAAUUCUUAUAUUUUUCCUCCCUAAUAAUUGCCUUCAGAUGAAACGUGUGAUGGAAUCUGAUGCGGCAAUGUCAGAAGACGUAGUUGCUUAUAAUAUUAUACCAUUGGAUGCUCCGUCAACUACAAAUGCCAUUGCUUCCUUGCGAGAGGUAUGUGUUGAUCUCACUAAUAAUCUGCCUUUUUCCUAUCGUUUUCUUCAAUCCUGGAAUUUUGUUGCCAGGUUCGGGGAGCCAUUUCUUCUUUGAAGUUCCACCGUGGCCUACCCAAGCUGCCUAGUGAAUUUUAUGUAUCUUCAACGAGGAGUGCAGAUAUGCUAGAUUUUUUACGCUAUGUCUUCGGUUUCCAGGUUUGUAAUAUCGUUGUCAUUGCCUGCAUUUUAGUUUUACAUGUGUACAUGAAGACUGUCCUACUUUAAUUUUGUUUUCCUGUUUUCUAGGAAUCCACGAAUGAAACGUUCGUAUUUAUCAGAGGAUCAUUUUCAUCCGAUAAUUUCUGUUGUUUUUAAAACUGGCUGGUUUAUAAUGAAGGAUUUAGGAAUGAAAAACAAUGGAUAGAACGUCGUAGUCGUUGCAUCUAUAAAGAGCUAGAGAGAGAUGACUAGAAUGUUUUACUAUCAGCUCAGAAAUAAUUCCCACGCAAGAACGGUAGUCUGCACUAGCACAAUGUGGACUAUGUUGGAUGCCCAAAUGAUCCAAAAUAAUACCCACUUUUUUUGGCUAAAUCAUUAGAUUAAAACUCCUAGUUUUAAGGACCAGUUGUUUUCCCAGAUAUGGUUUAAAAGAUCAUUCCACUGACGUCACUGUUAGUGAUUCAUUUAAGUACACAAAACUGUUCUUGCUCUCUCUCUGAUUUAUUCUUUCCUUCUUGUUGAUGCCAUCAGCUGUUGUUUGUGUGAAGCAGCGUUUGCCUAAUCUACCAUAAAUCAGAGAACCCCACGAACAGGUUGUUGACUACAUACGUAUAUGAUGAUUGAUAUUCUGCUCGGCUGUGAAAACAAGUUUAUAAAGAUUAUAAUUUCGUGUUAGCUUUCUGUUCUCCCUGGAAAGUUUUCUUCUCCCUGAACUGGCUACCAAUGACAACUCUGGCAUUCCUUUUUGGUACAUUUAAACUAUGUUUGUACAUCUCUUUUCUGCUUUAAGCUAUGUUAGCACAUGGCUUUUGAAGACAUCGGGUAGCAGACAGUAACAACAUCUGAGAAUAUUGAUGAAGAAUUAGUUUGGAAUUGCGAGGAACCUUGGAAUCGACACUUGGAACUUAAAAAGAUGAUGCGUUUUUGUGGUAAAGCGUGUCUUACGUUUGAUUUGUUCUCGUACUUCGACUUAUUGUUGUCUUCCACUGUUACAGUGUAUUAAAGGUUUGUUUCUUUAAAAUUCAUUUGUACCCAACAAUUAUCGCUUAUACUAGCGUUAUCUUUGGAACAGGAAGACAAUGUCUCUAAUCAGCGUGAGCAUAUUGUUCACCUUCUUGCUAAUGAACAAUCUCGGCUUGGUAUUCCUUCUGGUGAUGAUCCAGUGAGUAUAUCUAUUUUUCAAGAGUUGUCUAGCUAUUCAAUGUCCACCAUUAAUGUGAAUUUUAUGUGUUUAAUUUUUUUUAUUGCCGUCAUCCGGUGAUAGGGUGCUUCUAAUGGAGUAUUUGAAGCACAAUGCUGAUACUUCUACCGUUUAAAUUUCUAGAGCACCUAUAAAAAAUAAGAUGAUGCAUAAUGAAACUCGAGUGAAAGUUUAUGAUAAUCAACAGAUCGUCAACUCUUUCUUUUUGAUUUAAUUUUUAUUUUGAUUAUAAACAUUAUUUUUUGAUUUUUUUUUUUCAUUCACACGGUUGACCAUAUGAAGAUUAGGAAAAAUAUGAUCAACCUGCUGGCAUUACAUUGGAAAUUUAUUCUAGUUUAGAGAUGAUAAGUUUAAGCGUAUGCUUAAUAAAGUGAUGGACGUGAGAAAUUGCCCUGGAAUAUGGUUCUUAGAUGAGCCUUGGUGGAGAAAUGGUCGUCACGCCUGGAUGUGUCCUUCCACCUUUUCCUCGUCUUUAUGUUACUCCAUCUCUUAGAACCUUUGAUUAGGUUUACCUUGGUCAGUCUCAUCAUAUAAAUAAAAACAAUGCUGCUUUUUUGAAUAUUUAUUUAUGGUCUACUGUAAUAAUUUUUGGAACAUGAACUACUAUGUAUCUCGUUUUUGCUCAUGUCGACAGAAUGUUGGAUACGAUUUCUGUGUUUUGAUGGGAUUUACACCUAAAAUUGACUAUGCCACAUUUUUAUGAUUUUCAAUCCGGGCCCUAAUUUGAUAGUGUACGAGAAUUUAUGAAACUGUUGCCAUAUCCUAUCAGUGUUUUCUUUUUCUGUGAAUUAUCUGGUAUUGGAAGAAGUGCAUGCUGUUCUUGUCAGAUAUCAAUCAUUUGUUUCCUAAUUUAAUUGGCUAACAGUUGUUUUUUGAGUCUUGUUCGUUGUAUCAGAGAUCAAAUUCUGUUCUGACCUAUGAUGAAAUCCAGAUAUACUUUGCUCUUCCUGAGUUUUAUUCAUCCAACUAACUUUUUGAUAUAUGAGGUGUUGGAAGUUCUAGGUCGUAGGGAAAUAGUGUAAUUAGUUGAGGGUUAUUUUGGAAAAGUGUCUAGGAUUUCUCCCUAUACUAGGGGGUGUAAUGGUUGAAUGGAAUUGAGGCGGUUUCUGCCGUUCUCCCCUCUGUCCUCCGUGACAGAGCUCGUUUCUCCAGUUUCAACAGGAGGAAUUAACGAAGAUUCUUCUAGGGAGAAUAGCAGUACCAUUCUCUAUGCCUAUCUAAUCUCUGCUUUUUCUCUGCGCAAAAAUGCUUAAAAGAGAAUUUUCAUAGCAGGUGCUAUUCUUGUGUGUGUGAUCUUCUUGUUCCACUCUUAUUGAGCUACUAAUUUUCGUUGUCAUCGUUAGUUUCCUUGAUGUAGUUGUAUUAUUUCUGACCGAUUUGUUGUUAUUCUCCCAUCUCUGUGUAGUCUAUGGUGAGAGAACCGAACUAAUUUCUCAUUGCAAUGAUUAUUCAUUUAUUCUUUAUUGUAGAAGUUGGAUGAGGCUGCUGUUCAAAAUGUUUUCAUGAAGGCUCUUGAUAAUUACAACAAGUGGUGUAUCUAUUUGCCUCUUCAUCCAGUUUGGCACAAGUAUGUUUCUCUGUGAUGCAGGUUAUAUCUUUUAGUUGUUUGGAAGUAAGGAUUUUAUUUACUUUUUCAGUCAGACUUUGUGCCAAGCCUUGUGAAAUGCUCUUAGUGUAUGUGAUGCUGCUUUGAUUUAUGCAGAUUGAGCCUCAUAGUCAUUGAUUUAUUUCAUGGGUUAUUUCUUCUUUCUGAAAAUAUGAGGGUCAUGUUUGAUUGAUAUGAUCCCUAAUACUUUUAGAUCUAAAUCUUUUGAUGGUGGUCCCGAAUUGAUUUUUAAUUAAGACACAUUUUUUGUAACAUGUCACUAACUUCUGAUCUAUGUUUGAGAAAAAAUACUCGUUUGAGGCAUAUAAUCAUCAAUAAAAGUGAAAUUCUCUAGCUCUCAGAAUAUGAAGGUUAGACGAAGGUCCUCAAAUCUCACCGUGAAUGUGGUAAAAUGGUUCCAUACUUGUUUCAUAACUGAUAGGAAACGAGAAGCGUUUGUAGUUGCCAAAUUCACAUACAUCACAAGACACAAUGCCUAUAACUUUUUCCUUGAGAUAGAGGGAGAAGUAAAAUUUUCAUUGUUCUAAACGAGGGAUGGUCAAGGCGUCUAUGAUAGAGCAAUUUUUUUUCCAUGUCGGAUGAGGAAGUCAUAGAAUUUGAUAAUGAACUGGCCUCUGUGAUGUGAGAUUGGCUCAGCUCUCCCAAGUGUUAGAGUCCUCGCUCUCUAACAUGUCAAUCUUCCAGUCUGACAUCUUGUCUUAUAACAGACAAAUGUUACUAGUAAAUAUAGCUUUACAACUUAGAUCAUCUGUUAGCUUCUUAACAGGCAUAAGGUUUUUGGAAAGUUUAGAGACAUAAGAUAUUUUUUAAGAUCCCUUAUAUCUCCAUCUUUACGUCACCUACCCUAGCUAUGGUGAUCAAUGAUCCUUCUACAGUGGCCACUUCCUUACUAAUAGGACAUGGGUCACAUCGAAGGAAGUUGUGGUAAGUGAGUCAUAUGAUUAGUGGCACUGAAGUCUAGGAUUCAGGUGGAAGGAGUCACAGGAGCCAAUUAAUCCAAGAGAGGGAGGAAACUCAUCAGAAUGUGUUGAUGAACUUGAGGCCAUUCAGUUUUGAGCUUUUUAAUCUCGUCCUUGAGUUUCUCCAACUUACCUUCUCUACCAAGUCCUCAUGAGAUGUGUUUGACUAUUUGGUUGAGGCCUCCAAUGUAGCUUCCAGUAUCGCUCCCUGGUGAGUUGUCUCUUGAAUCAGUCUUCUGAUUUCUACCUUGACUAAGCUGCGAUUGAGGAGCUGUGUUGUCCUUAUGUUUGGCUACUAAUGCUGAAGUAUCUAUGUUCUGGGGUUCCAACAUAAGAAUUCUUUGAUUCUCCUCAUUUCACACAAUGACGAUCACUUCCUCUAAGUUUGACAUCUUCUCUCAAUCGAGAAUCUAGCUUCUUGUUCGAAUUCCUAGUUAAUGCUAACAAUCUCUUCCUAUGAGUAACUACUUUUUAGCGGUCUAUUACAAUCAAUUUCUUGCCACAAUCCCUCCAAUUCGCGGGCAUAUUCUCUCUGUUCUAUUGGGCUGCACUAGGGUCAUACCAUUCCCUACUGUCCUAUAAAUUUGUGCUCUAUCAUGUUUCUUUAAGAAGUCUCAGUAUGGGAAAAAAUAAUUUUUUUUAGCCCAUUCCCGGAGCAAUAGUGCUGCACAACUAUCUUUUAGUGAUCGCUUCCUCCUCUUUUCAUAGGCGAUAUUAAAAAUCUGCAUCAUCAAGUGCAAGACCAAUUGGGUGAUUCAAUUUCCUUCUUUCUGUCAGCGCGAUUUCUAUGUAUUCACACCAUUGAAGGACGUUCCUGCUGUCCAAUCUGAACUGUGCAAGAAUAUUGGGUAAUUCUAAAUACAAAUUAGAUUGAUCUGACCAUGAUUCUCUCGACGUGGAGGUUGUCUCUACACUUCAGACAUGUAAUAUAUUGUUAAAAUAAAUUGUUCCAAUUGAAACAAAGAUAAGAAGUGUUACUGCCAACAGCUCCCGAUGCUCCCUCUUCACCAAAUCAAGGAAAGGGGAUAAACAGGUUUUGUAACACCUUUUAACCUUCUCUUCGUGGCCUGGAAUAAGAUUUGCAUUCACUGAAGAGAGUUUUCCCCCAAAGCCUCGUGAAUGGAAGCGUAUAUAGGGCUAACUGGCAAAUCUGACGGAACAGACUCACGAGCAGCUGUUUGUGGACCAGAAACAAGAUAUUCUAGAGGAAGAACUCUGAAUGACCAAGUUUCAUUGGAGCAAUCUCACCUGGUUGGCUCUGAUACCAUGUUGAUGUUGGUAGAGCCGCUGGUGGAAUCUUAGGAUGCCGGAUGGUGAGUCUCGUGAGGAGGAAAAUGGGAAAGACCAGAAAAGUUAUAGUCACUAAGGACUCAUCGGGUCUUACCCGAUGUAUAUUAUAAGGCGAUUCAGUCAAAUGGGGUCAAUUGAGAUCCGAAUCGGAUCUGUCUCAUAGAUAUAGUUUUACAUAACAGAGGACAGAAAUACAAAAAGAAAAAAAACAGGGCAAAAACAUGAAAUCCUUCAACAAGAUUUUAUGGCUGCUAAGCCAGGGUCAGGCCAAAAAUUCUAGUCAGUACUCUGAGCUUGAUAGAGGCCAUAGUAGCCUUUUGUGCCCAUAAUAAAGGAAGGAUAAAACGGUUGGGCCAUAUUUAAUUCUAACUCAAGUUGGCUUGUUUAUCCAAUAGUUUGCAAAGUGUGCUUUCAUACAGAUGUACCAGCCCUGGGACCAUGCUUUACUUUAUUAAUAGCUGGAAUAAGGCCGAGAAAUUUAUUUGACUGAAUUAUGCCUCUCUUUAAAUGCUUAUUAUCAUGUAUGUUCAUUUUCUUGUGUGCAUUCACGGCUGUCUUUGUGUGUGUUUGUUGCUGUGUUUACGUAUUUAUGUUAUAUGGUGAUAGUUUCUCUGAUGUAUAUGCAGCGCUCCAUCAUUAGACAGAGAGAAGAUGCUGCUGUUUAUCUCUCUGUACUUUCUAAUUUGGGGUGAGGCUGCUAACGUUAGGUUUCUCCCAGAAUGUUUGUGCUACAUUUUUCACCACGUAAGUUAUUGUCCUUUAUUUUCUGUAGGCAAACUGGAAUUAACUUUCUCACAUUUGGUUGUUUCUCUGCAGGCUUCUCCAUAGCUAUGUUACUGCUUGCUUUUAUCUUUAAUCUUCUUCUCGAUGCACAUAGUAUGCUCUUCUUAUCUAGGUUCAUCGAUCCCUUUGCUUUUUAUCCGUCUAUGAGACUGUGUGCUGUGCAAGUUUCAUGGUGCGUUUACCUUAACUAUUUCUUCUUUGCUCUUGCUUUGUGUUUAGUGACAUUCUGACGAGCAUUACUCUUCUUUCGGCAAGUCUCUUUCAGUUGAUCCAUUUAGCCUAUAUCAUAUGAAACGGCGCCAUAAUUUGCCUCCCGUUGAACUUAAUGAUGCACCACUCCACAGAAGUCUGUGUUUUGAACCUUGAGAGCUUCUGAAAGUUCUGGAAGUAAAUCUCUUUUUCAAUUUUAGUAGUAUCAACGCAAUAAAACUCAAGGAAGCCAUACUGCUAAAAUUUGCACGACUUUACCUUGAAACCUUUCCUAAAUACACUAAUGAAAGCUACGCAAUAGGGACUUGGGAAAGCCCAACUAUGGAUGGUCGUCUAAUGGAAUAAGUGAAGUAGGAUCUUCCCUGCUGAUUCAGAUUGUCAUAUUGGCGGCCCUCUUAUCUGUAACUUUUAUGGCAUCCCAACGCUGAACUUGGUGCAUUUUUAACACAUUUCCGGACAGAGGGUGUCUGACAAAUUCUCCUCUCCAUACGUUUCCUUGGGAGUUUAAAUAUCGUUUUCUAUUUUGCAUUUAGGGGCUUUAUGGUGCUCAAUUACUUUUAAUGCUUAAGAAAAUCAGAGUCAGUAUUUCUAACUACUUAUACCGAAUCAAAGGAUCAGGGUUGCCUAUGCUCAUGCACCAUAUCCACUGAUUUUAAGGAGGAAGAAAAUUUUCAUUAACCUCCUCUCUUCCGCAUCAUAGCGGAUUUUCUUCUUUCUUUGCAUAAACGUUAUGACAUUUCAUAUAAAACUCCAUUGAAGAACGCUGAAACAAUCAUGCAAUAAAUCAGAGAAGUAAUGACGUAUGAAUGAAGCAUAUUUUUCAGAUAUAUUGAACAGCUUUUGCAUGCAAUCUGUUUUAGGUCAUUUAUCCAUUUGAUUUAGUCUGUAACUUAUUUACUCUACCCCCUUUGGUUUGGCAGAUGGCAAGAGAACUAGACGAGAUACUUCGGCAGCAGAUUGCUCAGCCAGCAAAAAGCUGCACUUCUGCGAAUGGAGUGUCUUUUCUUGAUCAAGUCAUUUCUCCAUUGUAUGAUGUUAUUGCAGCAGUAAGCUUCGUUUCCCUCCGUGUGUAGCAUUUUCUUCUUGUCACUAUUUUUCCGACUUGUAUUUUUAUCUGGGUAUUGAGAAAUUUGCAAAAUCUUUCAUAUUUUUUGGACGAAGUUGGAGGGGAGAAGGGAGGUCUCAUUUGGCAAAAGCAGUCUAUUGGGCUGAACUGGGGAUGUAUCUUGCGAAAAGAGAUGCUGUCAUUAUUGUGCUUUGGUUACUUUUUAUGUGGACGGUUGUACUGUCACUUGAAUUAUUCUGUGAUUGUUCGGGCAGGAUUGGGAGAAUCCUUCCUGUUUCUUUUGGUAGGAUCUAUUCUCUACAACCAUUCUUAUGUGGUUUAUUGGAGCCUAACAAAUUGUGUUUCCACUCAUCUUUCUAAGUGGGCAAGUAAGUGGAAGGAUGUAAUACACAGCGGAACUCAAUUAUCUUUAGGCUGAAAUUCAAGGUUUGUGGAAUAGUGAUGCCUAUAAAGAGAACCUAUAAGGAAUACCGUCAUUAUGCAUCCUAAUAAUUCCAAGUACUUCUUACUUUUGACGCUGUAAGGGCUGUUAAACACCAGCUGAUGGAAGUUGUUAAUUCCCUAGAGCAGGACUUAUGGAUAUGUAAGAUAAAUGAAUUAUUUUGUUUAAACUUUCCUUUGUGUCACUCAGACAUGCCAUCUGGGAAAUUACAUGUUUAAUACCAGAAGAUGCCCUCCAACAGUUACAUUCAUAUUUCCGUUUUAAAUGACGCGAGAUGCCAUUUUGGACACGCAGGAGGCACGAAAUAAUAACAAUGGUCGAGCAGCACAUUCUGAAUGGAGAAAUUAUGACGACUUCAACGAAUAUUUUUGGUAAAUUAGUGAACUUGAAGACUCUUUUACAUGUUAGAAUUGCUAUUUUUUUUACUUGUCAGUCCCGGUGUUAACGCACCAUGUAAAAAUCCAGAGUGCACAUCCACAUCAUUGCUAACCCUUUGCUCCAUCCUUUCCCUUUCUGCCAGAUUCUUGGUGUUAACCUCCACACCAUCAGCAGAGAUCCCACCUGUCUCCUUCCAGCAUAUCCCAUCUUUAUCCUGGUUGCCUUACCGUUUCCCUGUCACCCCUCACAUCCUUCUUAGCAGCUCCUCCUGUCUGAUUCCUUACUUGCCUGGGGAAUGAAGAGAAAGGGGUGAUGACAACCGUCACCAUUCUACAUUCCCCAAGCAAGAAACCCCCUCCUACAAUAGUCUCUCCCAGUCUUUUCUCCGUCCAACCACAGUCAUGCUUCAACUUCCUUGGUGGGCAGGCCUCUCAGUUCAGUGCCUCCCCUCGUCUGUCUCAGUUCAGGCCUGCUCCCUUGUGGCUGGUGUUCUCACCUGCAGUCACCAUGUAGCAGCUCCAACAAAUACGCCUCCCUGAAAAAUACUGCUGGGCGUAUGGCUAGUUGGUCUGGGGUGCAGAGGGUUGGCAAGGCCCAGGCCUUACCCAGUGCCAUACUCACCUUUAUUUGUAACUUUUUUAUAUAUAAUAAUCUUAUUCCUUUAAACCAUCUUGCCUAAGUUAUGUUUUCUUACAGGUCGCAUGAUUGUUUCCAACUUCGUUGGCCAUGGCAUCUGGAUUCAGACUUUUUCUCUAAGCCCAUUCCAAAGUCCAAGGUUAUUCUUUGCUUAUUCCCUGUAUUGUGGUCAACGUGGUUUCUGGACUUUUUUGUGGCUAAGUUUUAUGUUAGCCUUGUGCUUUUUGUUUUAUAUCAGGUAAAGUGCGUACCGGCAUUUAGUUCUUCAUUUGUUCCUUUUUUGCUUGUUUCCCUGUGUUAUGUACCAUACGCUGGUAUAAUACUUAGUCACACAGAGCUCUUUGGUGAAGAGAAUAGUUGUGUCCAUAUAGAUUGGGGGAGUGGGCUUCAAGUAUUCUAAUGAGGAAGGAAUUGUGUUUGGCGUCCUCUUUUUGAGUCUAUGUUUAAUCCAAUUGGCAAAGUAGUAUGCACGCAUGUAUGGGGUUAACAAGCACAUGCAUGCACCCUUUUCCUUUUAUAAUUGACGAAUAUGUCAUACCACAUGCUUUAAAAAUAACAUUGCUGACGCAAUGGGAGUUGCAUGAAAGAAAUUUUGACUUUGAAUCCACAAGACACAAAACUUCAAGGAAGAAACUAGGUCAUGAAUCCACAGAAUCUGGAACCUUCAAUCCUUGAAUCCUUAAGGACUUGUUGGAGCAACACUUGAUCCACAAAGAUCAAAAUAUUAUGUUGAAUUCACAAGAGGGCGCUUGAAUCCACAAGUAGAUAGAUGGGAAAAUCUUGAAGAGGAAAAAAUUGUACUAACUUAGAACGAAAUAGGGUUACAAUACUAGCACCUUUAAAUAGGCCGAAAUUUGGUUGGGGCGCCUCGAAAAAUGUGGAUCAAUUUUAACAACGCUUUUAAACAGAUUCAGUUUUUUUAAAAAAUACACUAAAAGUAGGAACAAUAAUUGAACUAAUUUCUGACACGUUUCUCACGCGUUUAAUAAUGUGCCUAAUCUUAUUUUGGACUUUUGGGAUCCUGUCAUCUCUGUAGCCCAUCCAUCAAGCUUCCAGAAUGCCUGAGCCACCAGUUUUGGGCCAUUUUGGUCCAAAACUUUUCGCCCUUCUCUUUUCUAGAAGUGCUCCUACAUCAAUUACCAUGGAAGAAGUACCUCAUACAUCAUACUAAUUCACUGACCAACAUAUCUAGUACACUAAAUUAGCUCCAUAUAUUCGACCAGCGGAUAUUCUGACAUGCCUGGUAUGAAGGAAUGGGGUUCUAGACGCAGAAUCUUGUUGCUGACAUGAAGUCAGACUGGUACUAGAGUGUGUGUCGGUCUCAUCUCAAUGGGAGGGUUCUAUGCUCAGAACCUCAUUGCUCCAUGCCAAGAGUGUCACAAAUAUUUCGUGGCAUCUUGUUUCAUGGGAAGUUUUAUUGUCAUAAUUCUUUGCACUAGCCAGGGCGACAAACUUUCAAAUUACGGUUUGUUGGCAGUUUCUUGGUUUCAUGCAUAUCACUUCAUUGUGCAAAAUCUUGGGAAAGGAAGUGCAUAUAGAACUGAAGGUCGGAUAAAGUUAUGCAACAUUAUGUCAUUUAUGCACUCUUUUCUUUAAAAUAACUAUUGGAUGGGUUCCAAUCCAUUUGUUAUUAUAGCCUGUUGGCAUAUGAUUAAAUAUCUUCAGGCUAGUGCCCAUUGAGAUUUUUCAAAUCCCUGCCGUGAGCAAAUUCUAUUAUUUUGAACUUAUUGCCUGACCAUCUUAUUUUAUUAUCUUAAUGGAGAAGUAUUUGCUGGAUCUUGGUCUUGGUGGUUGAUUGUUGUACUUCGUUUAAUUUUUCUUUGAUUAGCUUACUGCUGAAUUCAUUUUCUCUCUGCUCAAGUGUAUUUUGUCUUAUUCUUGUUCAAUAGGGUGCAUUUUCUUUUGGUGGAAGCAAGCAUCAGGGGAAGACGUCUUUCGUUGAGCACCGAACAUUUCUUCAUCUGUACCAUAGCUUUCACCGCCUUUGGAUAUUUCUUUUUAUGAUGUUCCAGGUUGGCAGUUAUCCGAGUGUUUUUCUGUUUUAUUGUUUCCCUUAUAACACUUAAAUUUGUGCCAUUUUAACGUCAAUAGCUCUUUGCAUCUAGAAGUACAUGCUUUAGUUAUCUUGAAUAUAUCAACCCUUUCUUUAUUUUCUAGUCGCCUGGAAGGGACAAAAGAAACAUCUUUUUCAAUAUCUGAAUCUCUUGUGAACCUUCCAGUAGGAUUCUGUUUUCUGACAUUAAAUUAUUAUUGUAUUUUUUUGACGUUUGUGAGCUGUCAUUUUAGCAUACAGGUGGCUUUACGCACUUUUCGUUUAAUUGAUGGAUGAUGGUUUUCAAUGCUAUAUGGAGGUACUAAUUGGGUUCAAACAGUAAUUUGAUACGUAAACGCAAUCGAAACGGUGGCGACCACCUCAUUUAAAAUUCUUCUCUUUAUAAGUACCAAUGCGGGGGUACUGUUGGAUAAAGAUCUGUGGGUGUCUGUGUUUAUACAAACAUAUAGAUGCAUAUGUGUCUAUAUCUAUCCGAACCCUUGUGAUCAGAUCAGAGAACGUUCCUGCGGAUGCACAGUGGGAAUGCUUAAAAUGUUUUAUUCCAGUUGUGCCUGGAUCAGUUUUGGUGGAACUCUAUCGAGAUGUGAGAAAUCGUUUCUAACCUUAAGGGUUACUUGUGUCUUGAACUGUGAUUUCUCCACGCCAGUUUCAUGUAAUUUAAGGCUCCUGGUGUUAGUACAAAAUCGUUUCUCCACGCCAGUUUCUUCUCAUAAAGUUAGAUUCUAGUUCAAGAGAAAGUGGUUUCAUUUAUGUGAGGCCUUCAAGUGAAACGUUUGGCAGAUUUCUUUUUUUUCUUUAAUAUUUAAUAAGGGGAUAUCCUUAUUUGUACUCUCUGAAAAUUUUGAAGUUUCUCCCUAAUUUUUACUAUUGAUAAGUUUUCUGUCGUUACAGGGCUUGACCAUUAUUGCAUUUAAUGGUGGUCGUUUUGAUGACACGACCCUGAAGGAGAUUCUUAGUCUAGGCCCAACCUAUGUAGUGAUGAUGUUUCUCCAGAGUAAGCAUCUUAAUGCUAACCCACAUUUCCUCAGAGUAGCUUUUCAGUGUGAGUUCUUCUAGUUAUGUUUACUAAUUUUGAUUAAAUUAAGAGUAAAAUGCAUUUACUAUUUCAGGUGUGCUGGAUAUCAUGAUGAUGUAUGGGGCCUAUAAUACAACACGCAGUGCAGCUAUUCUUCGAAUCUUUAGUCGUUUUUGUUGGUUUUCUCUUGCGUCAGUGAUUAUUUGUUACCUAUACAUGUGAGUUUUCCACUGUUAGUUUUAUGAGCUUGUCAUUUUCUUUUUAAGGUUUUAUGACACUCAGUGUCCUUAGAUGGUCAUAUUUGUGCCUUUUGUACCCUUCAAAUCUGCUAUGAAACUUGCUUCCUCUGUCCGUGAAACACAUUCUUCGAUCCUCUUCUAUCAUUGUCAUAGCAAGUGAUGGAAACAUUUUUAUUAUGGUGAUAAAAUCGUUAAGUUCACUUAUCCAGCAGAAGCCGGGGUAUCUCACUUUAUAUUGACGAAAAUGAUUGCACUCAUUUGAUUCGAGUUUUAAUCUUUUGUUUUCAGAAAGGCUUUGCAGAGGGGUACAGAUUCAUUUACUUUCAAGUUGUAUGCAAUUAUCAUUGGCAUAUAUGCUUCACUCCAAUUCUGUUUUAGCUUGCUCAUGCGAAUUCCAUUAUGUCACCGUCUCACUGGACAGUGUGACCAUUGGGUUCUGGUGCGUUUCGUAAAGUGGAUAUAUCAGGUAAAUUUUGUCCGUUUCGUGUCAGUAAAUUAAUCAUUUAUGAUAUGUAUGAAAUGUCUAGCCUUUUAAUUGCCAAUAGAUGUAUAUUCUCAUCGUUCUUUCCAUUUCUGUGAAGGAGCACCAUUUUCUUGGACGAGAAAUGUACGAAAGACCAACUGAUUUUAUCAAGUAAGUAUUACAUGAUUUUCAUUUUCUAAUGAAAAUUUAUGUUCCAGCAUUUAGUUUUACUUACAGAUACUGAACCAUCUAUUUGUGUUAGUAAAACAUUAGAUUCUCAUUUAUGAAGCCAGCUGGAUUGCGUGUUCCCACAUUUGAUGUGCGUCACAGAGUCUGUUUAUAUUUCAAUAGAAAGCGAUUUGUUGAUGGUAUAAUGGGAAUAUAGAACUUUCAUGAGAUUUUAAGCUCUCAUUCUGCAGUUUUUACCAUUCUUAACAUCUCCAUUUAUGCCUGAGAAUUAUAAUAACGAGAAAUAAAGGGAGUUACAUCUCACUUGUGCCCAUAUGGAAAUGAAAAAAGAAUGAACGAGGUGGAUUAUAUUUGGCUUUUGUAUAACCAUUCCUAGGGAUUUUGCUGAGUAACAGACAUUUUGAUUGUCUUCGUUAGAUCUUGAGAAAUUUAUUCGUUUUGUUAAGUGGCAUCUGGGUUAAGAAAUCACAUUUUAUUCUUUCUAAUUGUCGCUGUAUAAAAUAUCUGUUGUUAUCUGGGUUACUGCGCUUCUUGGGGAAAUUUUGUUGAGGCAUUUUCUGUUUUUGCUUCUAUGUGGCACUGCUAUUCCUUUUGAUAUGGGAUAUAGGCUUUUAAUGGUUGUUAAAUACUUCCUUGAUUUUGAAGGUAUGUGGUAUUCUGGCUUUUGGUUCUUGGUGGAAAGUUUGCGUUUGCUUAUUUUCUUCAGGUUGGUAUCCGAAUCUUUGUUGUCAUUCCACGUUUGAAACGUAAUGAGCUCAGUCUGGUUCUUUUUAAUAACGCAGAUCAAGCCAUUGGUGUCACCGACGAGGAUUAUUAUUAAUCUUUCUGGCGGGAUUGAAUACUCAUGGCAUGACUUCGUGUCCAAAAGUGAGUUUGAUCUGUAUAACUUUGCAUUUAUAGUUCUAAUGAAUCGUGCAAUUUGUGGAACGAACAUUGCAUUCUCUUAUUUUUUAUGAUCACUUUUAUGCAUGAGAUGUAGCUUUAUAAAUAGUGGAACAAACGUUGUUUCAUUACUGUUGUUUUAGUGGAGGAAUGUUAUAGGUUUGUUGUUUUCUCUUCUCGUAAUAAUGUGUAUUGUUGGUUGAUAUUGUUUCGUCACAACAUGAUAUAAAAUUUUGUGCAACUUGAUGCCUAUAUAAAUUAGAUAAACCAAGCUCUACGAAGAAGUAUUGGGUGGUACAAGAGUAGUCUUUUACAUUUGUUCUAUUUUAAUUUUGUUUGUAUUUAAUAACAAUGAACUGUUAUGUUAUAUGAGGGUAUUAUGGCCAUUUAGUUAGGUGAUGGAAGAACUAUUACUUUUGUUUUUUUCGUUUUCAGUAGUACAAUUCCUAUUGCUGUGUGGAGUUUUAUUCUCAUCGAACUUUUCAUCCUAUUGGUUAAGUUUCUUUCUGCUAGAUCCUGACUUUGUAAGUUGACUACAUUGGAUAACACAAAAGUGAGGGUUUUUCCCAUACCAUGGCAGAAAAUUGUGAACUAAUAUGGGGGCAUAAUUUGAAUGUUGAUGAGAGUUGAAGAUAUCUCUAAGAUUCAAAUCUAGCAAUAACUAGCUAUCCCUCCCAAUGAUGAGGCAUGUGGUCGGGUUUUUCAAGCUCAAUAUUUAUCUACACUGCAGAGUCGGUGGUGUAUCCCUACUCUAUUAGACAAGUGAUAAAAAUAAUGAUUUUGGGACACAAAUAAUUCUUUCAGGUGGAAGGGCAUCUUUUUACUGGUAAACUGGUAACGGAUAGAUGACUUCGAAAAUGACUAUAAAUUGAAGGUUCAACUUCCUAUGUUGAAUCGCCUGCUCUAGUGAGGAAAUUUCUUGACAGGUCAAUCCUGCUUCAAGGGUUUUUGAGGGUUGAGAAGAUGAUGAUGUCUAAUUUUCUUUUGAGAGAUUAUUCAUAAGCAAGUUGCUUAAGUUUUUGAAUAUGCUACUGAAGUUUUCGGAGCCUUAGUUUGCACCGAACUAUUUGAGAUAGUCCUUGAUAGGUGGUGUCAGCUGGAGAAAGUGAGAAUGCAAUCUGACUGGAUGGAUGUUUCCUCAGGAAUUACCAAAAAGCACAAAGCUAUGUUGAUUUUAGGUUUUUUCUGUAGCCUAUCAUUUCUUCUAUGAAAAUCACUAGGAUUGAAAACAAGGCUGACAUUUGUUUGCUGCAUUGCCCAUGGGGAGGAUUUUAAAGUUGCUCAAAUUUGGAAACCUUCAACUGUUGUAGACCUUGGGAAUAUGGCAUAAAGGGCUUUUACGAUAACAUGUGGCAUAAUUAGUUUUGUAAACCUUAAACUGUCUUUAUCAUUUUCUUUUGAUACUGAAUGCUUGGGGUACUGUUACAAUUUAAGAAUAAACAGUUUUGCAUAUAUUGCGACACAUUGCUAGUAAAAGGAUCAUAAAUCUAGGAUUUAGCAGUUAAUGUAGUUUAUUUGAGUGCACAUCUACAAUACAAUAUUUUUCAGGUUAUACUAACUGUUAUUGUGACCGCAGAUAAUCAUAAUGCACUGACCGUAGCUAGCCUGUGGGCACCUGUCGUUGCUGUGAGUAUUUUUUAUGAGUAUUAAAAAUUUCUCUCGUCGUUUUCAGUUUAGUAGGUUCGCUGAUUUUUUAUUUGAAGUCCACGGAUCAUUUAUUUUUUUGGUUACUAUUUGUCCACAUUCAUUUUGUAAUCUCUUCUUUUUUCUGCAGAUAUAUCUGUUAGACAUUCAUGUGUUUUAUACCCUUUGGUCAGCCGUUUGGGGUUUCUUGCUUGGGGCUCGAGAUCGCCUGGGGGAGGUACAGUUCUCUAUUUUCCUUUUGAGAUACGAACUUCCAUUAGUCAUUCCGAUAUUAACAAACUUUGGUAUUUCAUUUCAUUUGUAUUUUUAUGUUAGUGCCUGGUUCUUUUGGAUUUUUUCAGAUCAGAUCCAUGGAAGCCGUCCAUCAUCUGUUUGAAACUUUCCCAGAAGCUUUUAUGAACAAUCUUGUUGCUCAUCCUGAGAGGUUCUUGUGCUUUCUGCGUUAAGUUGUUUUCAAAAUUAGUUAAUUUUAAUAGGUUUGACGUACUUUUUAUCAUGCAGACGGUCUCUUCGCUCCUCUGAACAGGUGUGUGAAAUUUUCUCUGUUACGAUUUAUUUUUUAUACAGUACUCUAUGGAGUCACCUAGCUGCUUUCUUUUCUAGGAUGUAUUUUUUACUCCUGGAUUUUUAAUUUAAUGCGUUGUCUUCUCGAUUUUUCUUUUUAUAUUUGGAUACCAUUGUUUUGAUUUUUAAUUCUUAGAUAUUGAAAUUCUUAUGAAGGUGGUAAGUGCAUUGGCAAAUCAAUGAAUCCAUAAAGAAUGCUCAAUAUAUUUUGUCAUUUUUGGUUCAUCAAACUAGUGAUUCCGCUUAUACUUUUCCUAUCUAGCAUAGUCAUCAAUAGUUGAGCCCUCUGCUUUGUCAUCUUGAUUUUGAAUUCUUUUAUCAUUUUGCCCUCCCCAAGUUAGGUGCUAAAGAUUCUCUCCGUUUUUAGGCGGUUGUACGGAUGGCAUGUUAAAUUUAACUGUUUGGACAGUCUCAUGUGGAUCAUAUCAGCUAAACUAGUCAGUGGGUAGAAUACCAUAUUCAAGUUUAAAAGACGCGUGAACAACGGUAUAAUGAUUGAGGGUAAUCAUUGUUAUUAAAAAGUGUGUAACUCUGAUAGUUUUGACUUCUUUUUUUCCCCUGUACAGUGGUCAGAGGUGGAGGCCGGUGAUCUGUUGUGGAUCUAGGAGAGUUUUGACUUCUUUUUUCCCGUGCUCUUUUUCACCCCCUCCUGUGGCAUUUUACUGCGGUUUCAUAUCCUUAUAUCUGCAGCAGUCUUACCAUGAGCUGCGGGAUCCAAUGAUAUGUCAGAUCGGAUCAUAAAUUUUGACGAUUUCAGUCUAAUUCAACCUGCGACUUGACCAAUUAAGUCCAAGAGGAGGUUGUAAAAUGAUGGUGCUUGAAAGGACCAUCCAUUUUACCUGGUUGUUUUGCAGAGGUCUAGGCAACAUUCUUAUGUGAAGGAAUGCAAUGAAAUACUUUUAUGGGGGGAAAAUGGGAAGUGAAAUCUGGAUAUGUCUUGUAGUUGAUUGCUCCACUUGACAAUAGGGGUAUACUAGAAUUCCACAAGUGCAUCUGAUGUACUUUGCCUUUCGGAGCUACAUGUUUUAUGUAGUGUAUAAAAAGUAGGAUGCUUUGAGUUUCUCAUUUCUCUUCAAAGGUUUAUAUUGAACUGAUCUGAGUCUUGGUGAUUGGGACCAUUUUUUGGGAAAGAUUGUUUUGAUAAUUAUGAUUUUUAAUAUACUAAUUCUAUGUAAUACUUGAAGUUGGUUGCUUGGCAUAUAAGCUAUUGAUGGUGACUUUGACAUUGCUUCGAUUACGCGUUGUUUUCAACCUUUUUCUGAAAUAUGUUACAACUGUGGAGUCUUUCUUUGAUGACUUUUUUGUUUUUUCAAGAACUUGGAUUCAAAGAAGUCAGACGCAGCAAAAUUUGCACCAUUCUGGAAUGAGAUCAUAAAGAAUUUAAGAGAGGAAGAUUACCUUACUAACUAGUAAGCUGUAGUGUGGGUUCUCGCUUGUAAUUCUGCGUGGCCUUUUUAUUUUUGGUUGAGAAAUUGGUUUAUCUUUUUCAGCGAAAUGGAUUUACUUACUAUGCCAAAAAAUUCUGGAAUUCUACGUUUAGUCCAGUGGCCACUAGUUCUACUCGCGAGUAAGGUAUGCGAUAUACUGCUUCCUGGUGCUUGUGGUCUUUAUAAUGUAUUUUUUGAAAAAAAGUUUGGUUUUUCAGAGGUAACUCAUAUAUUUAUUUUCAACCAGAUAUUUGUGGCUAAAGACGUUGCGCUUGACAACAAAAUAUCCCAAGAAGAGCUUUGGGAGAAAAUCUCGAGGGACGAAUAUAUGAAAUAUGCUGUUAAGGAGUGUUUCCAAAGUGUUGAACUAAUCUUGAUGUCAAUUCUGAAUAAUGAGGGGAAAAUAUGGUAUGUUCUUAUAAUUGAAUAGUCACGGCUAUGGGUUGCAAUGUAGUAUACUUUCUACUCUUUUUCUCCCUCCUAGUGUCUGUACUUUGCUUUUGAUUUCAGGGUAGAGAGGAUAUACUCAGAUAUUAAUGAUAGCAUACAAAAGAAAAGCAUCCAGAAGGACUUUCAACUGAGCAGGCUUCAGCUUGUUAUUUCAAGGAUUACUGCGCUAACUGGAAUACUGGUAAACGAAUUGAUUUUCAGAAUAGUUUCUUUAUGCUGUUUAAACCAAUAUCCAGUUAGUGGACGAUGUCGUGUAUAAUAAAAACAACUUACAUGCAUUCAGUAUUGAUGAAAAGUACAUGUAGAAUGUUCUACUCCUUUUCGCCAAUUUAUCUUACAAAAAUCAUCUCAUAGGAUUUUUAGAUGAUUUUAAUUGUACAAAUUGAUGAGUUUUUGAACUGAUCCUUGUACUCUACUUUCUUAAAUAUCUUACUUCUAAUGUCAGACAGUUAUAGUUCUGGAGCUACGUAGUAGAAAAUGUUCGUGGGAAUACAACUCAGAAGACUUUCAGUGUUAUAGUUGCAUUGUCCACUUGUUCAGCUAUAGCUGUUGCUAGUCAUUGUGUACACUCUGGGAUAUCUUACAAUUUAGUACCAAUUUUUUCCCUGAAAUUUUUUUUGAUUAGCCCCCUAGUAUUUGGGUAAUAAUCUGUUCCUUUAAUUGUUAGUUUUUAUCACAGAUCGUUCAGAUAUUUCAAAUUCUUGUUCUCACAGUGUUCUUCCUAAUGGUUCCAUUAUGAUUAUUUUUUUCAAAAUUCUACCCAAAGUUCUCAUUCUAUAUGAGAUUUUGAUUGUGAUGCCGUUUCUUUUUUCUCUCCCAUGCCUUGCCAAUAAAGAAAGAAGCCGAGUCAGUUGAUUUAACUAAUGGAGCUAUUAAGGCGAUUCAAGAUUUGUAUGAUGUUGUUCAUCAUGAUGUGUACUCCCUAGACAUGAGGUACACCUUAUUCUGGAGAAGUCCUUAAGCCUGUGCUCUUGUGCAUUUUUAUUUGUUACUUGACCAUAAUUUUUAUUUUUUAGAGCUAACCUUGAUGUAUGGAACAAAAUAUCACGUGCAAAAGUUGAAGGUCGUCUAUUUUCUGAGCUCAAGUGGCCUAUGGAUCCUGAACUGGUAUUUUCCCGUCCUUUGUUUUUCCUUACUGGGGCUGAUGAUUUCCUCCCUUGUUUUCGUAUCUUCUGAUGUUCUUCUAUUCUCAUUUUUUUUUCUAACAGAAGUUACAAAUUAGACGAUUGCAUUCAUUGCUGACUAUCAAAGAGUCUGCUGCCAAUGUACCAAAAAAUUUAGAAGCUAGACGAAGAUUGGAGUUUUUCACCAACUCCCUUUUUAUGCAAAUGCCUGAAGCAAAGCAAGUUCGUGAAAUGUUGUCCUUCAGGUGAAAGAGUUGUUUCUCAUAUAGUCUGUAUUUUUCUUAUCUAUUUUGUACACUACUGAUUUUAUGUGUUUCUAAUUUUCCUAACGUGCAGUGUUUUCACUCCAUAUUAUUCGGAGACUGUGCUUUAUACUGUGGAUGAACUCCAAAAGAAAAAUGAGGAUGGGAUAUCUACUUUGUUUUACCUGCAAAAGAUUUUUCCAGGUUAUUCUCCUUGGCUUAUUUAUGGAUUUAAGAUUGUGUGGUAUUUUGCACGUCAUGUUGAGCAUUUGAUAACCGUCUUUGAUGUGAUGGGCGAUAGGUUCUCUUGCAAGGACGUCAGGGUUUUUAUUCAAAUUCAACAAUCAAUUAUCAAUUUAGUUAUGUUUACUUCGUUGCAGUAGUAUCAAGGAAUAUUGUCCACAUAGCAAUCUAUAGAAAGUGUGGCAAUGACCCGAUCUUCUGUCACACUGGUUGCCAAUGUAUUGCCAUGACUAGAUUAGUUAUUUGCCUCGAUCUUCUCUCACAGUGGCUAUCAAUGGGCAAUGGUUCCAGUGAAAUAGGUGUUAAUAUUGCCCAGCAGUGGUGUUUUGUCUCCCCCAUUUCCCUUUGGACUGUUUCAAGAAUAUUGAUGUCAUGUGAGUUUCUUGCGAUGAUUAAUCUUCCUGCACUUGUUUUCUUUGUUAUAGAUGAAUGGAACAACUUUCUUGCACGAAUAGGAAAGGAUGAAAAUUCACUUGAGUCUGAACUUUAUGAGAACCCAAAUGAUGUUUUGGAGCUUCGGUUUUGGGCUUCAUAUCGUGGACAAACUUUAGCACGAACUGGUAAACAUUUUUGCUCUCAUUCUUUUAUGGUUGCUGAUGUAAAAUGUCUGUCAGUCCUCUUCAUCUGCAUUGUUUUCGUCUUAUGGUGGUGGAGCAAUAUCAAACAAUGCAAAAUUUAAUGAUCUAUCGAAAGUCAGCUUGUUUGGAAUCUGUGAACUACCUAUGCACCUUGUAUUCAUAUAUUUCACUAAUGACUAUAAAGCAUAAAUUAUCUUUAUAUGCCUCAUUUAACAGAUUUUUUGGUUCUUGUAAAUAUCUUAUUCUUUAUCUUUUGACGUUAAUUUUCCUUCUGAUAUCCAGUCGUUAUAAAACUGCAAGCUGGAAGUCAGUUGUGGUUUACUUGUAGGUUUUUCUUGUCUAUUUAUAUCCAAAUAUCGGUUUUGUGUGUGCACUAUUGGUUUGCGUCAAUUGAGACUCACGAAACCCAAAGGUGGCAUCCGCCUUACCAUGAAACUGUCGAAAGGGUACUACCGUAGUUCAUUAUAAAUAUUUCGCCUUGAGGAGAUCGUCUAGUUUCUCAUCUCCAUUGAGGAUCUGGAUCCCCAUUUUGCUGUUGCACCAGAGGUGGACUGAACUGAGCUACCUUAUGCUUCUGCUUGCAAAUUGUCUCCAGGCAUAAAUUAGUUUUGCUUCAAUAGUUUUCUUUAAUAUCCUAGUCUUUAUACAUAAUGCUAAAAGGCACCUUAAAACUAACGAAACUAUUUUAUGUAUUAUUUAUUUAUGAUAUAUGUGAAGUAACUAAUACCGCAAAAAAAAAGUCAUGUUGAAGUUCUAUAGUUGCUUUUAGUGAAUUAUACUAUACAUUUAAAAUAUUUUUUAUUUUUAAUGAAAUUUGAUGAAUAAUUUUGUUUAAGAUAUUUAAUUCUUGAGCUAUCUGUGUCAGAUUGGCGUUGUUGGUAAUUGAUUGCAAUUUACUAUGAAUAUUUGUUUAUCUGGUGCUGUACUAAUUGUACUUAUUAUUAACGCUUAAACAAAACUCUGCGAAAUUUUUGGCGAAGAAGACAUGGGGCUAUAGCCUGGGUUGUAUUGUUCAGAAAAUGCUGGAAACUGGAGUCCAUGUAGAAGUACCUCACAAGAGCAGGGAGGGAAAUGAUCAGAUUUUAGUUUGAUGACACAAUAGUUAUAACACUUUGAACAAAUUAAUUGCACGAGGGUCACGAGAUUUGCAGUGGAUUGGUCAAUUGCAGACAUACUCUACUUUUCAAGCCACGUGAAAAUUUUACUAUGUAAUUUUAUAAGUUAGCACCACGAUGUGUAAGGUAAAACUUCACAUUAGCUGCCCAGUAUUACUUUAUAGUAAGUUUUCUCUUUCAGCAAAUGAACGAAUAGAAUGCAAUAAAGCAUUUUACUAAGUACGUAGUACAGUUAGAGAAAGAUCCAUGGUGUCGAAGUCUUUGUCAAUCCUAAAUGUAAGAAUCUUUCAUAGAUCUUUAAGAUUUUCCGCCCUUUAAAGAGAGAUUUAGAAUCUUGACGUUUACUAUGCUAUAGUUCAGGCAGGUCUUUUCUUUUAUUAUAAUACUUGUUUCUGAGGUUUGGACAUGACUUCGGUUUUGGCUUCUGUUGUAUAUCGAAUUAAGUCUGGUGCACUGGAAAGAACACCCUCGCGCCUGUGGACAAAAUGUUCUUUCAUUCAAAAAGAUUAUUUACAAAGUGCAGGGGUCUGGUAUUUAUAGUAGAUUCUGGAAGGUUCUAGACAGAACCCACACUUAGAAGGUUCUAGACACAGCUAUCCUUGGGUCCCAUCAACACUUCCCCUCAAGCUGGGGAGAUACCCUUGGUAAGCAUGUCUACCAAUUGAUCGUGAAUAGAUAUGUAUGGCAUACAAAUCAAAUUUAUCUCUAAUUUUUCUUUGAUGAAAUGAUGAUCAACUUCUACGUGCUUGGUACGAUCAUGUUGUACCAGAAUAUGCACAAUAUUAAUGUUGACUUGUUAUUGCAGUAAAGUUUCAUCGGACCAGCCAGAGAGAUUUUUAGUUCAUCAAUAUUUUCACCCAAAAUAACUCUGGGCAAGUGCGCCCUAAAUUCAGCUUCAGCACUUGAACGGGCAACUGCAUUCUAUUUCUUACUCCACAUAACAAGGUUGCCACUAAUCAAUGCGAAAUGUCGAGAAGUCGAUCUUUAGUUAGUCAUUGAUCCUGCAUUGUUUGCAUAGUCAUUGAUCUUCUGACCACUAGAUUAAAUUGUGCCCAGUCAAUUUGAAUUCCAUAGGCAUUGUAGGCAGUUCUACCAAUAGUCGUGGGGCAGUGGUAUCAGGAUUAGAAUUCAUUAAGGAUGAAGAUCUCCCAUCAAAGAAGAUGAAAGAUCUCCCACUUAUGACAUAAAAUCACAAGAAAAACAGCCAGAUUUGCUAGAUUUAAUCCUGUAAGCAAUCACUCGACUCAAAAGGUGACUAAUGGCUCAAGAAUCAUUAGUAUAAAAGAAUAGAUUACUGUGGAAGAGAAAGGAGCAAUCACACCUGGAUUCGCUCUGGUAUCAUGUUGUAUAUCGAAGGAGGUCUGGUGUGCUGGAAAGUCCGCCUUCAUCCCUGUGGAGAAAAUGUUCUGUCAUUCAAAAAGUUAUUUACAAAGUGGAAAAUUCUGGUAUUUAUACCAGACCCUGGAAGCUUCUAGACUUCUAUUCCUACCAGACCCUGAGAGGUUCUAGACACAGCUAUCCUCGGGAAUAUGCCCGUCAACAGCUUCAAAAAUCAUGAGGUGUCUCUAAUAAUUGAUGUGAAACUCCUCUGGUUUUGUUUCCAUUUUUUGCUCAUUCUAUUAGUAUUGAGGCUUAUACUGCGUUGUCAACGUGUUAAUUAACCUGAUUUCUUAAUUGACCUUGUGGAGAAUAAAUCUUGAAUAUUUUUUGUAGACACUUGUAGAUUGGUCUCCAGUCUCUUUUCUAGUAGACUUCUAUGCUGAGUCUUCUCUUAGAAUCAUUAGCGUUGUCGCUAAGCCUGCCUUCAAGAACUAUGGUAGUAGAGAAGCAGUACGAAGUUGUUGGGUAAGAAAGAACGCUAGACGUUAGAAGUAAGCUAUUGAGCGAAGUUUAGCCCGACUAAGGCUUAGCUCAUCACAAUAUACGCUGAGGUCAACGUAUGGACAUGUCAGUUCGUUAUCAAUUUCUUAGUUUCUAGUUUAUGUUUUGAAGUAAAUGUGUCAACAUAGAGAUUGGCUGUCAGCACCUUUUUAUGUGGUUAAACAAGCGCCAACUAUAUGGUGUCUGGCCUUUGUUCGUGCAAAGUGCAAUAUUGGUUUCUCUAUUUCCACUGUAAUACACAAAGUUGAUCUAUCUCUCAUUAUAUGGUUUCCGGGAUUGCUCUAUAUAUGUUAUUUUGUACUUUCCUUUUCUGUGGGAAAUUUAUACAAUUUGUCAAUUUGUGUAAAUGAUCACCUUUCUGACCAUUUAUAUUCUGUGAUACUUAGCAUUUCAUCUUAGUAAUAUGCAGAAUAUCACCAUUAUUUUAUCCUUUACCUUGUUGAUGUAAAAGUCAUCUUUUUAGCAUAUGCUUCUUAGUUACUUUAUUUUCAUAGCUAUUCAUUUUUUUACGUAUUAUGAUAAAUUACGUUGCUGUUUUCACGUAGUUGAUUACAUGUCAUUUGGGUGAUCCUUGUUAUCACUUUACUUCUGAGAUUUUGGUACUUUCUUGCAAUAUUAAAAGCUUUUAAAUGGUGCAGUUCGUGGCAUGAUGUAUUAUAGAAAAGCCCUAAUGCUGCAGAGUUAUUUGGAGAGGAAUAAUUUUGGAGGUUCGUACAUUGCAGAAUGGUUUCUUUUGUGCGGCAUUUGUUAGAUCCCUCAUCGUAUUCUAUAAUUUCAGAUCCAGAAGCUGCAUACUCUCUCGAUAAUACAGCUGACACUCAAGGAUAUGAGUUGUCACCUGAAGCCCGAGCUCUGGCAGAUUUAAAAUUUACCUAUGUGGUUACAUGUCAAAUUUAUGGCAAGCAGAAGGAGGAACAGCAGCCGCAGGCUGCAGAUAUUCUAUUAUUAAUGCAAAGGUUCGUCUACACCAUAUCAAGGUCAUGUCAGUCUGCCAUAAAUAUAGAUAAGUGACGAAUUUCUGACUUUUGGUUUUGUAGGAACGAGGCUCUUAGAGUUGCCUUUAUUCAUGAUAUCGAAACGUUAAAGGAUGGAAAGCCUUAUAUUGAGCACUAUUCGAAACUCGUGAAAGGAGAUAUCCAUGGCAAAGACAAGGUCUCUGUUUUCUUAAUUACAUUCUUGAAGUCUGAGAUAUUACGUUUGCAUUUUUCUCUGAGACAUUAUACUGUUAUUUUUUUUCCUUUUUGAUUUCCUACGUGUAUCAUUCACAAUUUGAGGAGGUCCUCUAAUUAUUGGGACAGCUGCUCAUCGAGGGCAUAUGCUUUACCGAAAAUGAGAAAGAAAGAACCGGCUCCAAAUUAGUUGAUUCUUAGCCAGAUUGGGGGGGUGGGGUUGCCGCAAUUAAUCUUCCAGAUUCCUUUCUUUUUAUUCGCCCAGUUACUGCCUCUACUAUUCUUCAUACUCCCACAUAAACACCGCCAUCCACCUGUGUUUAUCUUUUUAUUUUCCGUUCAUAGUUUUCUAAAUACGUACCUUCAAAUUCUAGUCUAUUGCUGCCAUCGAGCUUUGUUGAUCAUGUGUUCUCGUCAUUUUUCUGGUAUUUCUCCCCUUAUACUUAACUGCUCAUAGACUUCCAUUUAUGGGCAUCGACUCGUCUUUACUGCUUUUAUAUUUGACUUUGAGAUAUUUAGCUCUAUAUUAAUCUAAUUUAGUAUUGUUUAUUGCAUCUGGAACUCAAUUCGUCAGGAUAUGGUUUCAUUUCACUUUUGCAGGAGAUUUACAAGAUUAAAUUGCCAGGAAAUCCAAAACUCGGUGAAGGAAAGCCCGAGAAUCAAAACCACGCUAUAAUAUUUACCCGUGGAAAUGCGGUACAAACUAUUGAUAUGAACCAGGUAAUUUUUAUUGAAUUUCGAUUCGAUUCCUAUGAAGUUAUUUGUGUGAGUAAAUGAACGUUUUAUCAUGCGGGAUUUAGGUGUAAUUUCAUUCGUUCAAUAAUCUGUUACCGUUAACCUGUUUUCCUUUUUUAAUAUGCUUCGUUAAUUUUAAGAUUUUCAAAUAUCUGUCAAGUAGAAUGAGAUUUUAUCCAUGAUUAUAGAGGUUAGUCUUCCUUAUCGUAUAUGCUUGCUAGUAAUGAGGUGACUCUGACUAGAAUUGUAGUUACAACUAGUAUUCAAAGGAUUUAAAAUUAUUGAACUAUCAUUAUUGAGAUAUUUGUAUUCCGUGUGGCGUGUGCACCAUGGGGGUUCGACUUAGUGUCUAUCUAUAGUUCUUAUCGAGGAUAUUUUCUUCUUACUAAACCUUGGUGAAACUGGAUAUAUGGGAUAGUAUCGUUCAGGAUUAAGGCUUAUCUUCUGUAGAAAUAUUGCUUGACGGCUUUUUUAUAAAGAAAACACCGAAUACAGUUUCCUGAUGAUAGGCAAGGCUCUUAAAGGUUGACAGGUCAGGCAACAUUUAUUCGUUUUACAAGGGUACAAUAAGAACGAAACGUAGUGUUUGGCAUGACUUUAUCUAAACCAAGUUCAACACGACAGGUUCAGACGAGAAUUUUAAAGCUCUUAACUGCUUUCAGAAAUGUAUAGUUUCAGAAGGUGAAUGUUCGUUGAAAGUCAGGUUGCAACUAGCAUUAAGGUUUAUGCAAGUAUUGAAGUGCUUUUUCUAUGGACACUGUAGAUUCACAUUUUAUGUGGCUUUAUGUUCAAAUAAAGGCUGGAUUCAUUGUCUAAAUAUAUUUAGUCUAAAUAUGUUUUAUUUUCCCCACGUAUCAGGAUAAUUAUUUUGAAGAAGCUUUGAAAAUGAGAAAUCUUCUUGAAGAGUUUCGUGGUGAUCAUGGCCUUCGUCCGCCAACCAUUUUGGGUCUGAGAGAGCAUGUCUUCACUGGGAGGUAUAUUUGCUAUUGUUCUUUUGCAGGGAUUUUAUUUUCUGACUAUCAUGCUUACAUUUGCCUGUGAAACGAUAUGCAGUGUAUCGUCUUUAGCAUCAUUCAUGUCACAUCAAGAAACAAGCUUUGUGACAUUGGGACAACGUGUUUUAGCAAAUCCUCUAAAGUAAGUAGAUGUUUUGACCAGAUCUUCGUUGUUCUUUAAUGUCUUUAACAUAGUAUAACUCCAAUGUGUACCAAUUUAUAGGGUGCGUAUGCAUUAUGGGCAUCCCGAUGUAUUUGAUAGAAUUUUCCAUAUAACAAGAGGUGGUAUCAGCAAGGCAUCUCGUGUGAUAAACAUCAGUGAAGACAUUUACUCGGGUAUUUUUUUAAUACCGGAAUGCUGUCGUCUAUAUGCUCAAAUUUUAUUCUUUUGAAACGCUUUGGCAAUGCGACUUGGAAAAUCUUUUGUGGAGUUUUUCUUUACUGCUCUGUUUUCUGCAAGGCAACUGCUCAUUUCCAUGUGUGAAAUCUCUUUCAAAUCUCCUUUCACUCUGCCAGAUAUCCGUAGCGUUCAAGAUGUACGUUUUUUCAACACUUUCUUGUUGAAUCACCCUCGUUUUCCAUUCGUUUUGCUGGAAAAAAUUUAAAGGGUCGAAUUUCACACUAUACGGUUAGUCUCUAUGAAAAGCAUCUCUUUCACUCCCAACAUUCCAUUUUUUUUUUCGUCCCAAAACUGUUCUUAAGGAUGAUCAUAUUUCACUCCAAAUGAGUCCGAUAAGUCAAAUGAGACCAACCGUAUAGUCUUUCACAUCUCAUCAUUUAAUUGUUGGUCAUGCAAAAUUAGCCUGUUUGAAUUGGAGGUUCCAAACUCUUAAGCAAGAAGACAUGAAAUAUGGAAAGUGGCUUCUAUUGAAGAACAUUGUAAUUUCGUUCUAGCCUUGAGAUUUGGCUUAUGAUUCUGUGGAAGAAGAGGGCUUCCGAGGUGCCAUUGCAUGUUACCAAAGCUAAUGAGACUAUUUCCACUUAUUCAUGUGGUGGCUUCAUAAUCACCAAUGUUUUGUCAGUUUUUUCACACUUAAACGAAAAUUUAUUUCCGAUUAAUAAUUAUUUUCUAUGAUAGUUUUGCAAUAGUUUCGUAUUCACAGUUAUCAUUCAUGUUUCUUAUUUCCAUCACAAUGAUUAUUUUUUAUUCUAAUUGUUGAAGUUUUCCGCAGGUUUCAAUUCAACUUUGCGUCAAGGGAAUGUCACCCAUCAUGAGUACAUCCAGGUAAUGAAAAUAAUGCUUAUCAUGUUUCCUUCUGAUUACUCAUAUUUCUUUCUUCUUUUUAUCAAAAAGGUUGGCAAGGGAAGGGAUGUUGGAUUAAAUCAGAUUGCAAUAUUUGAGGGCAAAGUAUCUGGGGGCAACGGUGAACAAGUUCUUAGCAGGGAUGUAUACAGACUUGGCCAGCUCUUUGACUUCUUCAGGAUGAUGUCGUUCUAUUUUACCACUGUUGGAUACUAUUUCUGUACAAUGGUAUGUUUUCCUUCGGUGCAUGUCAGAUACCAACUUCCAUUCUUUACCUGCAUACAAUUUAGUGAAUCAUGUCUAAAAAACGUUUUUGGUAAAGUUGUCUAGUCGUUUUAAAUUAUUAAUGAGUCAAAAUUCACACAGGAGAGAUCUGCUGCUUUUUUACCUUUUAAAUUAAACGUUAGAAUUCACAUUGUGCACUAAUCAGUUCAAAGUUAUAAUAAUAUUACAUCAUUCACAGGGAAUUGAGAACCUGAGCUGGGCCUCUUUCGGAACACAGAAGAUAAAAAGACAAUAAAUCAUGAAUUGAGAAGUCUUGGCAAUAAAGUGCCGAACAUGCUCUUUGAAAUGCAUUUACCCUUAAUAGAGCCAUAUUUCCACAUUGACAACCGGUCUCAAAAAACUUGUGAUCAUUCACCUCGACCUGCCUCUUCUGAGACUUGGGAAUUUCAAUUAGAAAUAUUAUGAAGAACAUGAACUGAUAAACACCACACGCUACAGCCUAAAGAUAAACGUACUUGCAUAUUAUCAUGCAUUUAGUCUUGAUGAAAGUUUAGGCUAUUACAUGUUUAUUUUACAUACCAGAGAGGUGAUGUCUUUGUGUGGCUAUUCAUUUUUCAAAUAAGGCGGGUAUUUGUUUUAAUAUAAUUUGCAUAUCAUAUUUUUUACUGCUUUUCCUAUGUUGUAAUAGUAAUUUCUGUCUCGGUGCAGUUAACAGUUUGGACUGUGUACAUUUUUCUUUAUGGGAAAACCUAUCUGGUGAGUAUGAUACAUCCUUUAUGAGAUAUAAAUCCCGUCUGGUACGAAGUAUUUAAUAUCACAUAUGAGCCCAAUUUAUGUAGCUUUCCUGUAGAUGUCUUACCUGUAUGUUAUCUCCGGUCUCUAUCAUAUUACACCCUAGCUAUAACCCUAAUGUUCUUGCCAGGAAUUGUUGUAACCAACUAUAUUUGUUGAUGAUUUUGUGCAUCAUUUUCCUCCAUUAUUUCCAUCAAAGUUUGCUUGGUCGACUCGUCGAUUUUUAUUUGUGAGAAUUUUUCUUUACAUAUCUUAUUUGAACUCUUGACUUUGAACUUGGCCUAUCAGUUUUCUCGGUUUUUAAAGCACAUCUGCCGAACUAUGGAGCUUUACUUGUUCCCUAUUUACCUAUAUUCCUUUUUAAAAAUGAUCAAGGAUGGCAUGAACUAGACUAGAAACUGAAACUAAUUUUAGUACUACCAGUUUGUCAACUGAAACGAAUGUUAACAUGAAUUAGUGCUCUUUUUCUCUUAUCCGUCACAGGGGGUUUUCUCUUCCUAAUAGUUAUCAUUAUUAAAUUCAGUUUAUCAUGAUUCAAAAAUAAAUUGAAUCAGGUUGAUGAAAAUGGAUAUGAGACACAUUGGAUGUUUGUUUAUUGAUUAAUUUCCCCAAAUCUUAAUUACUUGGUUUUCCUGGGGAUGAUGACGAUGAUGGUGACCGCAAUGAUGUUUGUUUUGUGGUUAAUUCGUGUGCAUGGCUGGCUUGCAUAUCAUAUAUUUAUUAUUACUAAUGACAAUGCAUUCGGUUGUUGUCACAAUGCUUUCUACUCUCCAGGCAUUGUCUGGUGUUGGUGAAGCUAUUCAGGACAGAGCAGAUAUAUUAGGGAACACUGCAUUGAGUGCUGCUCUCAAUACACAGUUUUUGUUCCAAAUUGGCGUCUUUACUGCAGUUCCAAUGAUCCUGGGUUUUAUUUUGGAGCAAGGUUUUUUCACGGUAAGUUUACCCAUUUUCCCACUUUUGCUGGAGAAUAUGGUGUUGAAUCGUGACCCAUCGAGAAGUUGUCUUAAAUCUUUCUGCAGAUCUGAAUUUCUUCACAAUGCGCACUCUUUCUUUAAUGUUUCGAUUUCUUGACGUACUGAAGUUUCAUUUUUCAGGCUGUUGUCACCUUUACCACAAUGCAGCUUCAGCUCUGUUCUGUCUUUUUUACUUUUUCUCUUGGAACGAAGAGUCACUAUUUUGGUCGAACAAUUCUCCAUGGAGGGGCAAGGGUACAAAGCUAUUCCUUUUCCUCUUUUCUUUGGUCCUUCAUCGGUGAAUAUUUUGAAGUGUUGACUAUUGAUACUGUCUUUAUUGUUUGUGCUUUACUCAGUAUCAAGCAACAGGAAGAGGUUUUGUAGUUCGCCAUAUAAGAUUCUCUGAGAAUUACCGGCUCUACUCCCGUAGCCAUUUUGUAAAAGGGUCAGCAUUCUUUGAUAGAUAUUACUUGAAAUUUCAUAUAUUCUGACCAUCUGGUAAUGCUUCUGACUCCAAGUGUUCAUCAUGCAGAAUGGAAGUUGUCCUUUUGUUAAUUAUAUACCUGGCAUAUGGCUAUAAUGAAGGUGGUGCAAUUUCGUAUAUCCUUCUUAGCAUCAGCAGUUGGUUCAUGGCGCUUUCAUGGCUUUUUGCUCCAUAUUUGUUUAAUCCUUCCGGGUUUGAAUGGCAAAAGUAGGACUGACAACUUAACUUCCUUUCCAUGCAUGUAUACUGAUCACAUAUCCUGAUCAUCAAUUUUCGUUAUUUCCGAUAGGGCGGUGGAGGAUUUUAAGGACUGGACAAAUUGGCUUCUCUAUAGAGGUGGGAUUGGAGUUAAUGGGAAGGAAAGCUGGGAAGCAUGGUGGGAUGAAGAAAUGGUAUGCACAUCUUUCUCUCACAUCCUUGAAUGGUUUGAUUGACAGGUUUUAAGAUAUUCGAGUUGAACGGUUUUAUUUUCCCACCCAGGCACAUAUCCACACGCUGAGAGGAAGAAUACUGGAGACCAUAUUGAAUUUAAGGUUCUUUAUAUUUCAGUUCGGCGUGGUGUACAAGUUGCAUGCAACUGGAUCUGAUACAUCAUUAACGGUGACAUUUUAUAUUUCUUUGCCCAUUUUAUUUUUUAGGCGAUUAAUGUUGUGUUUUCGCUAACGGUGACUGUCCUGCUACCUCUGAGCUGGUCCUCUUUAUAUAUAUUUAUAUAUAUAAUAAGAACGUUUUUAUGAUCGUAAUUUCAUGAGGGUGGUCAGUGGUACUGCAUGUGCAGAUGAAGCAAUCUGAACGUGGGGAUUUGUGUCAGUGGUCUUUAAGAGUUUGAGAUUACAUAUAUAAAUGAGCCUAUCUAUUUUGCUUUGUUAUUCAAAUUUACUGAGUAAAUAGCGUUCUAUUUACUCCGCAUGCUUGAGGCUUAUUCAGUUGUUUCAAAUAACUCAAGCAUUAAAGGAGUCUUCGAAAUGCCACCUGGGUGUCUCAAAAAUUAGAAUUCAUUGAGGUUUUAGACGAGGUCGUGUUCUUCCUUGCUGUUCAACGCUUGCAAUUGUCAUGUACUCUCCGGAAACACGAUUCUUCCUCCCUCCACAGACAAAUUUUACUACUCAUGGAGAUGAUGUUUACCCAAUCGAUUUCUUAUCUCUUUUCUUUUUUUUUCUCCCUUUUUUUCUUUGAUUAUGCUCAUUUUCCCUCUGACCCAGAUGCUCACAGUGAUUUAUUUGUAUGAGGGACAAGCAUUGGCUUCUUUGUUUUAAGAAAAAAAAACUGAUCGGAGAUGUCACGCUCAAUGAGACAUUGAAUAUUUUAUUUCAAGUGAAGAGACCCUUUUUCCACCAAAAUCUCGACAUAAUCUUCCCUUUUUUUCUCAUAUUUUUUCUGUACAGGUAUAUGGCCUAUCAUGGGUGGUACUGGCUGUGCUGUUCAUCCUCUUUCAGGUCUAUAAUAUGCCAGAAACUUCGUAAAGAUCCAAGAUUAUCGACGCAGACACAUCUCUCGAUGCAUUUCCUCUUAUGCAAUUUGUUUCAUCCCUGUGAUCGUCAGGUGUUCAGCUUCAGUCAAAAGGCGUCCGUAAAUUUCCAGCUCCUGCUGCGCCUUAUUCAAGGCGUCUCCUUCAUGCUCGCUUUCGCCGGAAUAGCGGUGGCCAUCGUGGUUACAGAUCUAUCCGUGCCCGAUAUCUUUGCCUGCAUCUUGGCAUUCGUCCCCACCGGCUGGGGAAUUCUCAGCGUGAGUAAUAAAAUAUCUGCUUUGUUUCUCCCACGCAUUGUCUUAUUCAUCUAUCUGCCAUCGGGUUUCCUCCCCAGUUUCUUUUCGUUUGGCUUUACAACGAGCAGGGUGAAGUAUAUUAUGUGGACUUGCUUGGUAGUUGAUCUCCGCAAUGAGUUUUCGACUUUCUUAGCCAUUAAUCGCGUUGACUGGUAGGCGAAAAGAAGAAAAUUGGGUUUAUUGUUUCAAACUUCUUUCAUUAUUCGUUUUAUAACUAGAAAAGGGGACAUGAUAUCCCGAAUCGGCUGAUCGGCUGAUCUUGGGGAUGAAUCCGGAAUACCCAUCAUUUCUUUCUUCUUGUUGUUGUUGUUGCUGGAAGAACAAUCCUUUAUGCCGCUUUCAGAAGGUGCUAUAAAUAAACCCUAGUUUCUAAAAGAGAAGAUACCCCAAUAAUCCAUCAAAGAAACGAGAGCUGCUGGCCACUGUUGCACACCUGGGUGGCUGUACUCUUUCUAUGAUUAUUAUUAUUAUUAUUAUUAUUAUUAUUCUUAUUAUUAUUAUUAUUAACUCAAUUAUACAACAUUACUGAUAAUCCUGUUUUCCUUCUCUUUAAUCUUGAUAAUCGUUUCUUUUAUUCAUGAUUAUCUUCUGGUUGUUAACAACCGAUUUGGUAUUAUAUUAUUUUAGUUUGGGGAGAUGUUGUAUCAUAUUUUUGUUGUUUCUAAGAUUUGGUAUUACAUUAUACGACAUCUAUCAUUUUGUUUUUUGCUAAAAGCGCAAGUAACCAAAAGAAAAACGUCGUCGUCAUCGUUGUUGUAGAUCGCUGUGGCGUGGAAGCCGUUAAUGAAGAAACUGAAGCUGUGGAAAUCGAUCCGCACCCUCGCACGGCUCUACGACGCCGGGAUGGGCAUGUUCAUCUUCAUCCCGAUCUUCGUGGGCUCGUGGUUCCCCUUCGUCUCCACCUUCCAGACCCGGCUUCUCUUCAACCAGGCAUUCAGCCGAGGUCUCGAGAUCUCCCUCAUCCUCGCUGGAAACAACCCAAACACCGGCCUAUGA